AUGGCUUCCAAAGAUUACGCGGAAACCGACUUCGACCCAGAAUAUUACCCUGACUUGCAGCAAUUCACACGGAAUCGAUCAGAACGACUGGAGGCCAUAAAAGCUGCGCCAGUGUUAUCAGAAGAAUUACAGCUCAGCAUCAAUCUCGGAAUGAGAUGGGAUGGCGCCGAUCUCGAUCCAAACACGUAUACGUGGGAGAUAUCAAGCUUGGAAUUGGAUGAAAUUGAUAAAUGUUGCGCUGAGUACACCUGUGAGUUCACCUAUAGUUGA
Penicillium samsonianum is the source of this 270-nucleotide messenger RNA. RefSeq lists its product as uncharacterized. Lineage: Eukaryota; Fungi; Ascomycota; Eurotiomycetes; Eurotiales; Aspergillaceae. The record is from RefSeq and is a predicted model, not a curated record. The transcript has a single exon. The coding region runs from base 1 to 270 and encodes 89 amino acids.